This is a messenger RNA of Saprolegnia parasitica CBS 223.65, 579 nucleotides long. RefSeq lists its product as hypothetical. The transcript is spliced from 4 exons. NCBI's taxonomy places the organism in Eukaryota, Oomycota, Saprolegniomycetes, Saprolegniales, Saprolegniaceae. The record is from RefSeq and is a predicted model, not a curated record. The coding region runs from base 1 to 579 and encodes 192 amino acids.
AUGCCUCGGCUGCCAGCGCUGCAUGAAGACGCGCUAGACGAUGCCAGUGUUGUCCGACUAGCGUCGCGAGCGUCCAGCGCCAAAUCGGUCGCGUUGUCGACACCACAGCCGGCGCCCAUGGAUGCUGGCGUUGAUGCGUUCUACCAUGACGUGUGUCGGUCGUCAAUCUGCUGCUGCUGCGCACGCGCCACGACCCGCCGCGAUGCGGCGCCAGUGACGCGCACCGUGGACGACGACGCCUCCGGGCUCUUGAUCGAGCUCGUCCUCUCGCUGCUUCGGGAACAGUGUCGAAGCAUUUUGCAAGAACCGGCCGCCCCGCCAGCGCGCGUGAGCGUCCCGACACAAACUACCCGGCUGCAUCCCGACACGGCGACCGUCGACCUCAUCAACACCAAGUACAUUGCCUUCAUGCAGCACCUUUCGCAGCGAGGUCGUGCGCUGCACGCCAAGGGCCUUGGCUCGCGCGAGGAUGUCGUCGAGCACCGAUUGCACGAGACGAUGUGCCAACUGUUUGCCAACCCCAAGAUGAUCCUUGUCGUGCGUGAUAUCAUGCUUCAAAAGCUCCAGGAGCAUGCAUGA